GGAGGUAAUUCUGAUUUUCGAUUAUGGAGAACUCGAACAAAUUUCAGACAGUGGUCGAGGGAGAAGCCCCUGAAUCUGACGAAGAUGAAGAGGUUCGACAAAUUUCCGAGAACUCUCAGUCGCAGAACGACACGGUUUCUACGCCUCAGCGGGUGCGAACAGGGCUUGUUGUAGCAGGAGAGGCAUCUGAAUCAGAAGAAGAAGAAAUAGAUACCAGGGAAACAGUGCCACCAUUAAUGGUGAACAAAGAUGGGGAAGGUGACGGUAGCAGAGUGCUUUUGAGAGAAGAAUCACAUUCUCCCCUGUUAGACAGACAAGCUGAGAAACCUAAAUAUAACACGUUACUGCAUAAAAAGCUCCGUGAACGUCAUGCAAUGUUUCGUCGACAUUUAGUAGCAUCUUCAGCUCAGAUGUAUUUGUCUGCCAGUAAAGAUCUGCACAAUACAACACAACAGUUGAUGAAAACACAGCUUGUUGUGCAGGACAUUUCCCACAAUAUGCGCCUGCUGACAAAUGAUUUAUUCCACCUGGAGGAUAGAAUUGAUAUUAUAUCCUCAUGUAACCUGCUACCAGAUAUCAACAUUCAGAUGUAAAUCAAGACUCGAUUUGAAAUCAAACUAAACGUGUCUCUUGCAGCCAGCAUUUAGAAUGCUGUCUGAUGAAGGACUGCAAUCAUUUGUGAUGACUGAAUACUGAUAACCACAGAUUUUCUGUUUUGUUGGGUUGUCAAGGAAAUGCUUUUUUUUAUGUUUAAUGAUGUUUUUUUUUUGGGCGUAAUUCAAUGGUUUUUAUGUACUAUCCUGAAGUAAGAUAGAUUGUACCUGUACAUAAACAUUUGAGAUGUUUGAAGCAGGUGCUCUAGCCUUAUGAAGUACAUUUGUGUUAAAAGGCUUGUGAACUUCUUUAAACUUUUGAUGGUUACUUGCAGUGAAAUGUUGCCAACAAAAUAUGCGCACAUACUUGUGCGAUCUUUGAUGCCUACGGUACACAUGGCCAUCAUGUGUUAAAACUUUAAUCAGGGUAGUCUUGUUCCUGACAGUCAGUUCUUGACAAUAAUUACAAAAACCAUUUGAUUUUUUUCAUUUUGACGUUGAUGACACAAUCAACACAACAAUGGAGGGUGUGCAAAAUGGAGACAGUGAUUAGUAUUAGUCAUUGACUCAGAGAUGAUUUUCAGUGAAGCAUGUACCUCAUUUAUUGUAUUCUUCAAGCCUUUAAUUCUAGUCAUGGCCUCUGUUGCUGAAGUGGUUAGCACGCCAGCGCGUCACACUAACCAGAGAGCCUCUCACCCAUGCAUUCGCUGUGAGUUCAAGUCCAGCUCAUACAGACUUCCACUGCAGCCAUAUGUGGGAAGGUCUGCCAGCAACCUGCAAAUAGUUGUGGGUUUCCCCUGGGCUCUGCUGAGUUCCCUCCCACCAUAAUUAUGGCCGCCGUCGUAUAAGUGAAAUAUUCUUGAGUACGGCGUAAAAUACCAAUCAUAUAAAUAAAUAAAUAUGAUUCUAGUCACCUGCCAUAUUUGUACAUUGCACAUAUUUCAGCAUAUGUAUUGUUCUGUAUAUGCAUGUAUUUUCAUGUUUGUUAAACCUGUUUGUAUAUCUGGAAGCUGCAUAGAAUUAUUUUGUGGGGAUACAGCAUGCGAAGAGUUGUAAUAAAAUAUCCAGAUCUGAUU
Molecule: messenger RNA, 1669 nt
Organism: Liolophura sinensis
Lineage: Eukaryota; Metazoa; Mollusca; Polyplacophora; Chitonida; Chitonidae
Product: biogenesis of lysosome-related organelles complex 1 subunit 3-like
Exons: 6
Coding region: 24-593 (189 amino acids)
Cellular component (GO): BLOC-1 complex
Source: RefSeq, a predicted model, not a curated record